GAGGCGGCCUGGAACAGCGAGGUGCACUCGCGCGUGCUACGCUUUGCAUUGGAUCCAUAUCGCCGUACGACCGGCGUCUGGUAUCGCGACAUCACGACGGCACGGAUCCGCGACCCGGAGCUGCUGCCGCACUACGCACUCCAUGAGGGCUCCCGCAGCGACGGUACUCCUGGUAAGAGGCGGCGGUUCGGGGACCGUGUCGCGGAAACACUACGACGCAAGGGCGGCGCCAGCAUCAACCAAACGCGUAUGGAUCACGUACGCUAUACACCUUUUACCGUCAGCAUCGAGACGAAGCGCGCUGCCGGGGAAGACAAGGCUCACGUACAGCUGGCGGUGUGGGUGUGGGCGCAGUUUGCUCGGCUACGGCAGCUCGCGCCGGCGGCAAAGUCAUGGCCCGUCCUGCCACUUGUGGUUGUGCAAGGGUACGAAUGGCGGUUGCUAUUCGCUGAAGUGGUAGAUGACGGUUGUGCUAUUCGGAUUCUGCAAUACGUAGUUCUUGGGGCAACGGACAUUGUGUUGAGGGCCUAUCAGCUUGUCGCUUCGUUGAGAAGACUGGCUCGGUGGGUUAAGGAUGAGUACAGGCCGUGGUUUACUCGCGAGGUUCUAGGUAUUUCGUAAUCACUUCACAUUUGUUUCGAUUUCGUAAGGCGUAUUUUUGGUGUGCUAGAACCU
Messenger RNA from Aplosporella prunicola CBS 121167, 675 nucleotides. RefSeq lists its product as uncharacterized. The record is from RefSeq and is a predicted model, not a curated record. The transcript is spliced from 2 exons. Lineage: Eukaryota; Fungi; Ascomycota; Dothideomycetes; Botryosphaeriales; Aplosporellaceae. Bases 250 to 621 code for a protein of 123 amino acids.